AUGUUGCAUGCCUUUUCAUGUACUAGACAAGAUCCUCUCUACAUCCCCCAUGAAUGGUAUGAACCAGGUGAUUUCCUCAUUGGUGGGAUGGUGUCUCAUAUCCAUUACGUCUUCUUCAACAUUUUCUUUAACAAACACCCUUCUCAGGAGCCACUUAACAUCCCGAUAGUGGUGACCAAGUUCUACCAGCAUAUCCUAGCCUUGGUCUUUGCUAUUGAUGAGAUCAAUAACAAUCCCAAGAUUUUACCCAACGUUACUCUUGGGUUCCACAUCUUUGACAGCUACGGUGAUUCAAAGAUGAUUUACCGCACCAUUUUGGACCUGCUCUUCACUUCAUUCCAAAAGUUCAUUCCAAACUACAAAUGUGGUGGACCAAAAAAUGUAAUAGGAGUUAUUGGGGGAUUUGCCUCUGAUACAACCUCCCGCAUGGCAGAUAUCUUGUAUCUUUAUAAGAUUCCACAGAUUUCAUAUGGCUCAUUUGAACCAGUAUCCAAUGAUCAGAUCCAUUCUGCUACUUUUCUCCGCAUGGUUCCCAGUGAAUUACUUCAGUAUCAAGGACUUGUCCAAUUGCUUCUGUAUUUCCAAUGGUGGUGGAUUGGACUCAUGGCUACAGAUGAUGAGAGUGGAACUUAUUUCUUACGAACUGUUGAACAAAUACUUUUACAAAAAGGAAUCUGUCCAGCUUUCUCAGAAAGGUUGACAAAACAUAUCUAUUUUUUUGAUAAAAUAGAUACAAUGAUCUUUGACAGAAUUGACAUUUUAAAGAAUUUUAUGUUCAGUACAGCUAAAGUUGUCAUUGUUCAUGGAGAAACUGCAUCCAUUAUUUGGUUGACAGUUGCUAUACAAACAAGUCAGACCAUGCAUUACAUAUUUCCAUGGGAAAAAGGGAAAUACAGUCCAAAAAGGGUAUGGGUUACUACAGCCCAAAUUGAUUUCACCUUAUUUCACUUUCAAAAGAUUCUUGAUGUUAAACCCCAAAUCUUCCAUGGAGCUCUUUCUUUCAAUAUUCACUCAAAGCAAAUUAAAGGUUUUCAACAAUUUCUUGAGACUGUAAAUCCUUUUUGGGAAGAAAAAGAUGGUUUUAUCCAUGAAUUCUGGCAACAAGCAUUCAACUGUUUCCUUUUCAAAAUGAAUCUCUUAAAUCUCGUCUUUAAACCAUGUACUGGAAAGGAAACUUUAAAGGAUCUUCCUGCACCAUUCUUUGAAAUGAGCAUGCUAGGUCAUGGUUAUAGUAUCUAUAAUGCUGUCUAUGCAUUGGCUCAUACCUUACAUGCAAUGGACUCAACCAAAAUCAAGGACCGACCAGCACAGCAUGGAGGCAGACUGUCACCUCACAAUAUGAAACCUUGGCAGCUUGAUUCAUUCCUUAGGAGGAUUUCAUUCAACAAUAGUGCUGGAGAUGAAAUCAUGUUUAAUGAACAUGGAGAAUUUGCAAGUGGAUUUGAUAUUACAAACUUGGUCACUUUUUCUAAUAAUUCCUAUAUCAAGGUCCACGUUGGAAGGCUGGAUCCUCACAAAGGGUUUAUUAUUGAUGAGGACAAAAUUGAAUGGGAGAGAGAUUUCACUCAGGUACCACCUCUUUCCCUGUGUAAUGAAAAGUGCCAUCCUGGCUACAGUAAGAAAAAGAAGGAGGGGGAGAAAUUUUGCUGCUAUGAUUGUGCUCCAUGUCCAGAUGGAAUGUUCUCAAACGAGGAGGAUACAGCAAAAUGUUUCAGUUGCCCAGAGGGUCACUAUCCAAACAAAUUCCAGGAUCAAUGCCUUCCUAAAAUUCCAAACUUUCUUGGUUUUGAAGAUCCUUUGGCUAUCAUUGCAAUUUUCUCAGCACUUUUACUUUCUCUGAUCACAGUUCUUGCGCUAGGCAUCUUCUUGAAGCACCAUAAUACAGCCAUUGUGAAAGCCAACAAUCAAAGUCUCACUUAUCUUCUUCUCAUCUCCCUCCUUUUGUGUUUCCUCUGUCCCUUGCUGUUUAUUGGAAGGCCUAACCAAGCAACUUGCUUUCUUCGCCAGACCACUUUUGGUUUCAUCUUUUCUGUCUCCCUUUCUAGCAUUCUGGCCAAAACAAUUUCUGUGGUCUUGGCUUUCAUGGCUACCAAACCAGGAUCCAGGAUGAGGAAAUGGGUGGGGAAAAGACUGGCCUAUUCCAUUGUGUUCACCUGCUCCAUAUUUCAAGCAGGAAUCUGUGUUCUGUGGCUGGCAUUUUACCCCCCAUUCCUUGAUGUGGAUAUGCACUCAAUGACUGAGGAAGUUAUCAUUUUAUGUAAUGAAAACUCAGUUACCAUGUUUUAUUGCAUUUUGAGCUACAUGGGUUUUCUGGCUAUUAUCUGUUUCACUGUGGCCUUUCUAGCCAGGAAGUUGCCAGACAGUUUUAAUGAAGCUAAGUUCAUCACAUUCAGCAUGCUGGUAUUUUGCAGCGUUUGGUUGUCAUUCAUCCCAACCUAUUUGUGCACUAAAGGAAAAUACAUGGUGGUUGUGGAGAUCUUCUCCAUAUUGGCCUCCAGUGCUGGGUUAUUCAGUUGCAUCUUUUUUCCUAAAUGCUAUAUUAUUGUGGUAAGACCUGAAUUGAAUAAUCGAGAACAGCUUAUUCAAAGAAAGAUAUAA
Molecule: messenger RNA, 2598 nt
Organism: Protobothrops mucrosquamatus (brown spotted pit viper)
Lineage: Eukaryota; Metazoa; Chordata; Lepidosauria; Squamata; Viperidae
Product: vomeronasal type-2 receptor 26-like
Exons: 6
Coding region: 1-2598 (865 amino acids)
Biological process (GO): G protein-coupled receptor signaling pathway
Cellular component (GO): membrane
Molecular function (GO): G protein-coupled receptor activity
Source: RefSeq, a predicted model, not a curated record